ACCGAAAGGUCGAAUCUUUCUGCAGCUCUAGAGACAUCGUCCACAGCAAUUCAAACGUGGACUUUUCUGCAGCUCUAGAGACAUCGUCCACGGCAAUUCAAACUUGUACACUUUUGUGUGCUUUUCAGCAAUUCAAAAACUCUCUUCUCACAUUGAUUUGCGGUAAGGGUAUUUCUGUAAAUGGCUCCCACCUUUUUUUUUUUGAACGUGGGAUAUGUCGACAAAAUUUUGCAUCGCCUCUUCAAUCUUUUCUUUCUCCCCUGCCUCGGGCCUAUCCUCCCCUUCCUCUUCUCUACUCACGAUCUAAACCCCAAUUGAUUGGGAUUUCUCUUCGAUCUCUUCCAUCUGCUGGAAUUACAUAUCUGAUGUCUUCCCUGUGAAUCUGUAGGUCAUGCUUUGCUCCUUUUGGUUUGCCUUCCCACAACAAUGGAGAAGUGGACCUGGAGAUCAGUUUCUUGAAGCCAUUUUUUCCCUGGGACGAGAGAUAUAGGCAUUGAAUUUGUGGGUUUAUUUAGUCCUUUAUAUUUUUUAGAUAUUUCAUUUCUAAUCGAUUGAAUUUGGUGAGCUUUUAGGAGGGCUCACACUGUUUGUAUUUCACACUUUUUAGGUUUUUUUAGUUUGAUUUUCCUUCCUUUGAAUCCUUAUACUGAUUUCGUGUACUUUCCAUUUCCUUUCCAUAAUCGACAGUCGACACAUGGGAAGAAAACCACAGCUCUCAUUUUUAUCCACCUCAUAUUCUUCACAAAUAUGGUCUUUCGUUCAUCGUAAGAAUACGUUUGGGGCUGUCGACUUGAUGCAUUUAUAACCUAAUGACCCGGAGUUGGAAACCAAAACUUUGGACUUCGGAAGUGAUACAGAGUGCUUGGUGUCUGGGUAUUCUGACUCGGACUAUGCUGGAGAUGUUGACACGAGGAGAUCGAUGACCGGUUAUGUAUUCACUCUUGGGAGUUCUGUAGUGAGCUGGAAGGCAACUUUGCAGUCGGCGGUGACAUUGUCUACCACUGAGGCAGAGUAUAUGGCGUUGAUAGAAGCUGCUAAGGAGGGAAUAUGGUUGAAGGGACUGGUUGGUGAUCUUGGUCUACAUCAUGAUCAGGCAGUGGUGUAUUGCGACAGUUUGAGUGCAAUAUGCUUGGCCAAGGAUCAAGUCCACCAUGAGAGGACUAAGCACAUCGAUGUGAGGUAUCAUUUCUUGAGGACAGAGAAGAGGAUUAAGGUGAAGAAGGUUGGCACCGUGGAUAAUCCUGCUGAUAUGUUCACGAAGCCGGUUCCACAUGGCAAGUUGCAACACUGCUUGGACUUGCUGAAUGUCUUGAGUGGGUGACUCCGCCCUGCGGGGCAUUGAUGG
Messenger RNA from Linum trigynum, 1345 nucleotides. NCBI's taxonomy places the organism in Eukaryota, Viridiplantae, Streptophyta, Magnoliopsida, Malpighiales, Linaceae. The record is from the annotation of a GenBank genome assembly.